This is a messenger RNA of Homalodisca vitripennis (glassy-winged sharpshooter), 1337 nucleotides long. RefSeq lists its product as uncharacterized. The record is from RefSeq and is a predicted model, not a curated record. The transcript has 2 exons. Bases 206 to 529 code for a protein of 107 amino acids. Lineage: Eukaryota; Metazoa; Arthropoda; Insecta; Hemiptera; Cicadellidae.
AACCCAUAAGAGACUACUGUGACCAUAUGGUCACAGUUUCAGUAUUUUAUUUUUUGGGUUGGUAUGCCUGAUUCAUGAAGCUGGUUUUGAUUUUUUCUUAGCCAGCUGACAGAACAAGAGUUAUUCUUCACCUGUAGUGUUAUUGUUUGAUGGUUGGUUUCAGUUGUGAGGAACAGUAAAGUAUUAAAUUUACUUAUGUUACAACAUGGCUGAUUUUCUUGACAACAAUUGGUUGCAACAACUGUCACUGGCCGAGGGAUUUACUGUAGCCGAAGCUGUCGAUGUAAUUGAAAACUUUGUUGAUGACGGGAAUCUCGACACCUCAGACGUUGACAUCUUUAUUGCCCCCCCAGAAAAUGAUAUCCUCACUGAUGAAGACUCUGGUCCAGAAGACGAAGGUGGUACCAUAAAUAAUUUGAACGGUGGACAACUAUCAGCUCCCGCAGAAAUAAGAGUAAGAAGACUUUGUAAUCUUGUUGAAUCAAGUUGCACGGAACUACAAGAUAAAAAAACAUCGAACCUGGAUUGAUGGCGACAUGGAAGCUCAGAAGACUCUUGCUUUUCAAGCAUACAACUACAGUAAGUUCAGUUCUUUAAGCCCAGUUGAACUUUUUGAGCUAUUCAUCAACAACAGUGUUAUUGAAUUGCUAGUUAAAAAUACAAACAAGUACGCUUUAUUCAAAAACUGCCCAGACCCAAAGGUUACGGAGGAAGAAAUGAAAUGCUUUUUAGCAAUUUUGUUACUGUCAGGAUACAAUGAACUGCCUGGUAAGAAAUGCUAUUGGGAUUCUGGACUAGAUAUGAAAAAUGAAAUGGUCUGUCAAGCAAUGAGACGUGAUAGAUUUAUUCAAAUUAUGCGCUUUUUGCACUGUGCAGAUAACUCUGAGACAAUUCCAAAUGACAAAAUGUGGAAAAUGAGGCCACUUAUGAACUUACUCAAAUGUAAAUGUCUUGACAAUUUUGUACCAUCUGAGUUUUUGUGUUUUGAUGAGUCCAUGGUAAAGUACUAUGGCAAACAUGGAUGUAAGCAAUUUUUGAAAGGGAAACCUAUCCGUUUUGGCUACAAGAUUUGGAGCCUAAAUACUGAUACUGGGUACUUGAUCAAUUUUGAGAUUUUUCAAGGGAAGAACACAACAACAAAUGAAACAUAUUCAAAGCUAUUUGGGAAAUCAGCAGCUCCUCUUGUAUCAAUGCUGGAUGAAAUACCUCAAGAUGAGUUACCCUACCAGUUGUUUUUUGACAAUUUGUUUACAAGUCCAGCACUGAUGAAACAUCUGAAAGAUAGAGGUUAUGGUUCUACAGGAACUGUCCGAAUCAACAGAUUGCCAAAAGACUGC